AUGAUGGGAAAUAAAAUUUCAGAAAAUAAACAAAGGCAAAUUAUUAUGUACAAAAAUAUAAAAAAUAAAAUUAAAAAAAAACACAACCUAGAUAUUCGAAGGAACAUUUACAUUUCUCUACUCAAAGAAAAAGAACUUAGCAAUGUCAACUCAGAAAUUUUUGAAGCCUACAAGGGGCAGGAAGAUAAUGGUUGUGGUGGGAUGGAUGAGAAUGGAGCCAUUGCGGAGAAGAGCACCAUAGGGGGAGAUGGUACGUACGUUAAAAUAAAUUUCAAAAAAAGGGAAACGCACAAUCAUGUGGGUAGAAAAUGUUCCGACGGAGGAAGACGCGAGGGAGGGAAACCCACCACAUUGAAAAAAAAGCAGCACCAUGGGUAUGGCGUCCAUGAGGAUAGCAACGGGGAGAGUUGUACUGGACAGCGAGACGACCACCGAAGUGACUCCCCAAAUGAUAAAAGACACUUCGAGCUGGAUUACGGCUUCUUCUUCACCGUGGAGGAAAGGUCCAGCGCGUAUUCCCAAGCGAGGAGUAGCACCUACGUGAAAAAAAAAAAAAAAAAGGAACGAAGCGACAUUUCGGAAGAGCGAAUUGAUGGGGAUAAUUCAAACUUCAAACGGGGAAACCGAAGAAAGGGAACCACGUUACGGAGGAAAGAAAGUAGUUUGGAAAGAAGCAGUAGAGUUGCUACACAAAAGGGUGAAAGUGUGCACAUGGUUGGCGAUGCAGAGGACAGUACCGUUGGGGAUAGCUCCAUCGGGCACACCUUCGAAUCGUGCAGUGGAAUGAGGAGCGCUACGCAGAGCCAGUCGGAGUGUGCACCAACCGGUCGCAGUGAGAACCGCGAUGAGUCUUCCUUCAAUUCGCUUUCGCUGCAAUUACUCCCGGAUGUGCCAACCACCCAGGGGGAAAAGCCAAUCAAGUCAAAGCAAAUCAAUACGGAUAAAUGCAAAAAGAGAGACAUUGAAGGACACGUGAACUGCUCGAAAGAGCCAAGUGAUACGGUGGGGAACAGCACAAGGUUCCUAAACCUAAUAAAAGGGAAGAACAUCUUGCGCAACAUUUUAUCAUUCAUGAACUGCAGGGAUUUGUUGGAGUUGCAGAAGACGUGCUCCAUGGUCUACGUCCUGGUGAGCGACUUCCUGGACUAUAUAUGCCUGCACAUAUUUUUAAAAUUUAAGAGAGCCUACGAGGGGUACUUCACUCCCUUCGAUUGCUUCUACAAGUACGAAGUUCUGUACACGGAUAAUCCGUCCUUCCGUUUAGAUUGCAUCUUGCUCGCGAAGAUAGAAAAGCGCGCUGUCGGGCACAACAACCGAUUCGGUUACAAGUACAAGUACCAGUUCGACGAAAAGAAGCAAAGCAGUUACCACGUGUACUACAAUUUCAACGUACUUAAAAAAAACGUAGCGAGAAAAAUAGAAAUACACAAAGACAUUUCGUAUAACAAUGGAGAUGAUAUUAACGUCUCGCACAUAAUCAGUAACGACGUCUGUGCGAAUGACUACAUUUGCAUCCCAAUAAAUUUAUUUAACAUUAUCGGAACUGUUAAUUUUCAUUCAAUAACUUUUUUGGAGAAUAAAUUGAGCAAACACGUCACCUAUAGUAACGGGUUGGACGACCAGCUAUGGUACGACAGGGAGGAAUACAAAACGCUGAUUAAGGAGGAUAACUUGGUUUCUUCUGAAUGUUUUCUUCCAUAUUUGAAGCACGUGAAGACGAUUUACUCCGGGAUCGACGUGACCGUUAUGAAGUCCACCUACAGGGCGGUCCAGCCGGGAAAGCUCGGCCGCCGAAGCUACGCCCUCUGGGGAAACCACUUCAUAAUCCAAAGCAAGCCAGACCCCGUGUUCGCCUUUCUGAAGCGGGAAGGACUGCAGCACGACUACAUUUACCAUAAUUUUUAUUUGCGUGUGGGGGACUCCAUCGUUUUUUACUUGAUCCGGGGCGGCAAUCACGAUGUCUAA
Molecule: messenger RNA, 1965 nt
Organism: Plasmodium coatneyi
Lineage: Eukaryota; Apicomplexa; Aconoidasida; Haemosporida; Plasmodiidae
Exons: 3
Coding region: 1-1965 (654 amino acids)
Source: RefSeq, a predicted model, not a curated record